AUGACGAUUUCUAAGGAUGUGUUGUCUUUCGCCAACACCUCCUACCUUAUGGAGGCUGCGCAGAAGAAGUGCUUGCAAGAACUGACACAGACAGCAACUUCUGAAGUCGAGGAAUCUGCUCCUCAGCCAGUUCAUGUGCCCCGUGACGACCUCGAGUACUGGCGCCGCGAACGCCUUGCGGCCAUCAAGCGCAUGCGAAACAAAUCCCGUGACUAUCUGGAGCAGGGCCACGGGUCCGUCGAGACGAUGGCUGACGAAAAGCAAGUGAUAAACACGUGCAACUCUCACAAGCGUGUGAUAUGCCACUUCUAUAACGAGGAGUUUACGAGGUGCAAGAUUCUGGACCGCCAUCUGACCACUCUGGCCGCCAAGCAUCUGGAAGUGAAGUUCAUCAGGAUGCCCGCCGCGGACUCGCCGUUUUUCGCUAAAAAGCUGGAGAUGCAAAUUCUGCCCACGCUGAUCAGCGUGUUGGACGGCAACAUAAAGCAUGUGUUCAUCGGUUUCGAGGAAUUUAAAGGUGAUAACAUAAGCGUCCACAGCUUGCGAGCUGCCUUGCUAAAGCGCGAUGCCAUCACCACCGAGUGCUGCGAGAAUCUGGACGAAGAGGACCCCUCUGAAGAUUCAGACUAA
Molecule: messenger RNA, 630 nt
Organism: Babesia bigemina
Lineage: Eukaryota; Apicomplexa; Aconoidasida; Piroplasmida; Babesiidae
Product: thioredoxin domain containing protein, putative
Exons: 8
Coding region: 1-630 (209 amino acids)
Cellular component (GO): cytoplasm
Source: RefSeq, a predicted model, not a curated record